Sphenostylis stenocarpa is the source of this 528-nucleotide messenger RNA. The record is from the annotation of a GenBank genome assembly. Lineage: Eukaryota; Viridiplantae; Streptophyta; Magnoliopsida; Fabales; Fabaceae.
AUGACAUCGUUCUUGAAGCCUGAGAAUGCUCUCAAAAGGGCUGAAGAGUUGAUCAACGUUGGGCAGAAGCAGGAUGCUUUGCAGACUCUUCAUGACCUCAUUACCUCAAAGAGAUAUAGAGCAUGGCAAAAGACACUUGAAAGGAUUAGGUUCAAGUAUGUUGAACUUUGUGUGGACAUGCGCAAAGGACGGUUUGCUAAAGAUGGGCUUAUUCAAUACAGAAUAAUUUGUCAACAGGUCAAUGAUAGUUCACUUGAAGAGGUUAUUAAACACUUUAUGCACCUCUUGAGAAAGCUGAACAAGCCCGAAGCCAAGCACAGGCAAGCACUUGAUGUCGAUGAUUUAGAGGCUGAUAAAAGGCCGGAGGAUUUGAUGUUGAGCUAUGUCAGUGGGGAGAAAGGAAAGGACAGAUCUGAUCGAGAGCUUGUUACCCUAUGGUUUAAAUUUCUUUGGGAGACAUACAGGACAGUGUUAGAAUCGCGCAGCGGAAUGUUCGCGUGGUCGGACAAAAACCAAGAGGGGGGGUGA